Molecule: messenger RNA, 1515 nt
Organism: Mus pahari (shrew mouse)
Lineage: Eukaryota; Metazoa; Chordata; Mammalia; Rodentia; Muridae
Product: cytochrome P450 3A11-like
Exons: 13
Coding region: 1-1515 (504 amino acids)
Biological process (GO): oxidative demethylation; steroid metabolic process
Molecular function (GO): iron ion binding; testosterone 6-beta-hydroxylase activity; heme binding
Source: RefSeq, a predicted model, not a curated record
AUGGACCUGGUUUCAGCUCUCUCACUGGAAACCUGGGUGCUCUUGGCAAUCAGCAUGGUGCUCCUCUACCGAUACGGGACCCGUACACAUGGACUUUUUAAGAAGCAGGGAAUUCCUGGGCCCAAACCUCUGCCUUUUUUAGGCACUUUGCUAAAUUACUACAAGGGUUUAUGGAAAUUUGACAUGGAAUGCUAUAAAAAGUAUGGAAAAACAUGGGGGUUGUUUGAUGGACAAAUGCCUCUCUUGGUCAUCACAGACCCAGAGAUGAUUAAGAAUGUGCUAGUGAAGGAAUGUUUUUCUGUCUUCACAAACCGGCGGGAUUUAGGCCCAGUGGGGAUAAUGAGUAAAGCUGUCUCAAUAUCUAAGGAUGAGGAAUGGAAGAGAUAUAGAGCUUUGCUGUCCCCCACAUUCACCAGUGGAAAACUCAAGGAGAUGUUCCCUGUCAUUGAACAGUAUGGAGACAUUUUGGUAAAGUACUUGAGGCAAGAAGCAGAGAAAGCCAAGCCUGUUACUGUGAAAGAAGUUUUAGGUGCUUACAGCAUGGAUGUGAUCACCAGCACAUCAUUUGGAGUGAACAUGGAUUCCCUCAACAACCCGUAUGAUCCUUUUGUGGAGAAAGCCAAGAAUAUUUUAAGAAUUGAUUUUUUUAAUCCUUUGCUCUUGUCAGUAGUACUCUUUCCAUUCCUCAAACCAGUAUAUGAGAUGUUAAAUAUCUGCAUGUUCCCAAAGGAUUCAAUAGAAUUUUUCAAAAAGUUUGUGAACAAAAUGAAGGAAAACCGCCUGGAUUCUAAGCAGAAGCACCGAGUGGAUUUUCUUCAGCUGAUGAUGAACGCUCAUAAUAAUUCCAAAGACAAAGACUCUCAUAAAGCCCUUUCUGACAUGGAGAUCACAGCCCAGUCAAUUAUCUUUAUUUUUGCUGGGUAUGAAACCACCAGUAACACACUUUCCUUCACCCUGUAUUCCUUGGCCACUCACCCUGAUAUCCAGAAGAAACUGCAAGAAGAGAUCGAUGAGGCUCUACCCAAUAAGGCACCUCCUACCUAUGAUACUGUUAUGGAGAUGGAAUACCUGGAUAUGGUACUGAAUGAAACCCUCAGAUUAUACACUAUUGUUAGUAGACUUGAGAGAGUCUGUAAAAAAGAUGUUGAAAUCAGUGGUGUGCAUAUCCCAAAAGGGACAACAGUGAUUAUUCCAUCUUAUGCUCUUCAACAUGACCCACAGCACUGGCCAGAGCCUGAAGAAUUCCAACCUGAAAGGUUCAGCAAAGAGAACAAGGGUAGCAUUGAUCCUUAUCUAUAUCUGCCCUUUGGAAAUGGACCCAGGAACUGCAUUGGCAUGAGGUUUGCUCUCAUGAGUAUGAAACUUGCUCUCACGAAACUUCUGCAGAACUUCUCCUUCCACCCUUGUAAGGAAACACAGAUACCUCUGAAAUUAAGCAGACUAGGAAUUCUUCAACCAGCAAAUCCCAUUGUUCUAAAGGUUGUACCACGGGAUGCUGUUAUAACUGGAGCAUGA